CAGGCUCUGAGAGAAGCAACAGAAGAUGAGAUUGAGCAGAGGAAGAGCUCUCAGCACAGUGCCCGCAACACUGUAGGAGUUUAAUAAAUGGUACUUGGUUUGCCAUUUUUAUUGUUAAGGUGCUGUUGCUGCUGCAGAUGAUGCUGAUGCUGCUGAUGCUGAUGCUGAUGCUGAUGAUGCUGAUGAUGCUGAUGCUGAUGCUGAUGCUGAUGAUGCUGAUGACGACAAAGACUUCUGAACCUCAAGGGACAAGUUUACUCCCGGAAAGAAGACAUUGCCGGGCUCGUCCCUCUCCUGUCCUCCACCCCAACCACCCUCCGUCGUGGAAGUUAAGAUCUGUCGAGGGGGACAGUUAUCCCACUGAAAGGCCGGGGGCCCUCAUCCAGCUGCUAUACCACAGCCCGGCCCAGCUCCUUGGCCCCCUGCUUGCCUCCCCUCCCCAGAGGAUGAAGUCUCCCCCUCUUCUGACCCUCCUUUGCCUCCUGGUGGCCCUGGCUGGCGGGAACCUGGUCCAGUUUGGGGUGAUGAUCGAGAGGAUGACGGGCAAGCCCGCGCUGCAGUACAACGACUACGGCUGCUACUGCGGCGUCGGCGGCUCCCACUGGCCUGUGGACCAGACAGACUGGUGCUGCCACGCCCAUGACUGCUGCUACGGGCGUCUGGAGAAGCUGGGCUGUGAACCCAAGCUGGAAAAGUACCUUUUCUCUGCCAGCAGGCGCCGCAUCCUCUGUGGACUUUGAGGGCAGGAGAGAGCGUGAAGAAAUAAAAGGGAUGAUCACCAUAAACUGUGAAAGGUGAAGAAGUUCUGGGCUAGCAGAAGGAGGGAGAGCAGGUGUGCACGCUUUGCUGCUGUAACUGACUCAGAUCCUCCGUCAAGAAUCACCAGAAGACCAGAUCUCAAAGCAAAAAUGGGUCGCGUGGGGAAGACAGCCGGCCGUCUCUGCCGGGGAAGGUGGUCCUGGGGCGCCCUCUGGUGUCCACUUUAUUCAGGCUAACGGGGGAAACGUAAGUUUGGCUUAAACCUAGAUUUCCCCUUUAUCAGGUGGGCAAAGCGUGCUUCUGGGCUAGUGAAAUCGGUCGCUCCGCAUUGUAAAUAAUAAACAUGCAGGGACAUAACCACCUAAGUCCUUACAACCAUCUCAGAAUGAUGGUGCCACUGCAUAAUGAAGAAUCGCGGGAAGGAGGAACUGACUUGGGGAGGCGGAGAGAAGCUGUGCCCUGGGUGAUGGAUUUAAGGUUCCCAUGGACGAGGACCUCAUAACCUCAUAGCUGUGUAACAAUCCAACAAAGCGAAACUCAGAACUUAAGAAGGAGACCUCAGAGCAGCCUGCUGUGACCUUUGGGCCAGAGACCAAGUCUUAUCCUUUGUUUUCCCAGGGAUCAAUAAACGUUUGGUGAACGAAUCGA
Molecule: messenger RNA, 1407 nt
Organism: Equus quagga
Lineage: Eukaryota; Metazoa; Chordata; Mammalia; Perissodactyla; Equidae
Gene: PLA2G2E
Product: phospholipase A2 group IIE
Exons: 5
Coding region: 138-740 (200 amino acids)
Biological process (GO): arachidonate secretion; phospholipid metabolic process; lipid catabolic process
Molecular function (GO): phospholipid binding; calcium ion binding
Source: RefSeq, a predicted model, not a curated record